Molecule: messenger RNA, 1269 nt
Organism: Exophiala aquamarina CBS 119918
Lineage: Eukaryota; Fungi; Ascomycota; Eurotiomycetes; Chaetothyriales; Herpotrichiellaceae
Exons: 2
Coding region: 1-1269 (422 amino acids)
Biological process (GO): DNA-templated transcription
Molecular function (GO): DNA binding; zinc ion binding
Source: RefSeq, a predicted model, not a curated record
AUGUCAGCAAGCGCUUUGGAGGUAUCUAUCAGACCUGAUACGACCCCUCAAGCCCUCUCGUCACUUUUGGGCGUCGCCAUUCGGAUGGCGCAACGUAUGGGCAUCCACAGUGAGGCGACUCUAGCCAAAUGCACUCCAUUCGAGGCAGAGAUGCGCCGCAGACUAUGGUGGUCACUAAUAUUGUUCGAUACGCGGAUUUCUGAACUCACGAGCUCCAAUAUUGCUACACUUGAUCCAACUUGGGACUGCGGAAUCCCUCUCAAUGUCAACGAUGGCGACCUCCGGCUAGACAUGAAGACGCCCCUAGUCACGCGCAAACAGCCGACGGACGCUGUCUUCGCAGUCGUAAGGAGCGAACUGGGAGACUAUCUUCGGCAUGCUGCGUUCCACCUUCACAUUGACAACUCUGCUUUGAAAUCUCUUGCGAAGCGGUUUGACGAAAAUCUUACUCUAAAAAGUGACGCUCUCGUCAAACUAGGCGACAAGAUUGAGGAUCGGUACCUCAAGCUCUGCGAUGAGGAAAACCCGACACACUUCAUGGCGACCUGGACGGCACGAGGGUCGCUUGCGAAGUACCACCUAAUGGAACAUAACGUAAGGCUCGCCAGCUCAUCCACGCAACGAGUAGAGGCACAGUACAACGCGGCUACGUUCCACGCACUCAGAAUGCUUGAAUGUGACACGAAAAUAAUGACUUCGCACCUCACGAAAGGAUUCGCCUGGUUGCACCAGAUCAACUUCCCCUUCCCAGCAUACUAUCAGAUCACUCAAGAUCUGCGACGGCGACCGACCAGCGAGCAAGCCCUGCACACUUGGGACGUCAUGAGCCGCAACUGGGAGGCAUGGUUCAACGUUCAUUUCGGCACGGCUAGUCCCAUCUUCCAGCUCUUCAAUAACCUUAUCCUGCAUGCGUGGGAAGCUUAUGAAUCAGCUGCGAAGCCAGCAGCACAGGUUUUCACAGUACCGAGAAUUGUAUCAUCCAUUAGAGAUGCGCUCGCGCUGGGAGGGUCGUCGCGAAAUGCACCUAAUCUGGAAAUGGAAGUAGCGGCCUUAGACGGGGGCUUGGACGCGGAUGGAUCCUUGAGCGCGAUGCAGAUGCCCACUGCCCUGCUCGACCAUACACUCGCCUUUGACUUGGGCUUGCAAGGUGAUAACACAUGGACGCCGCCAGAAAUGAGCUUCGUCUCUGAUAUACCGGGACGGGAUCCUAUGGGCCCUCCAAUUGAUCACGUAGACUGGAAGGCAUUUGGUGGACCACGUGGGUGGUGA